Hemisphaericaspora subhashii is the source of this 330-nucleotide messenger RNA. It is a transcript of the gene SUI1, whose product is annotated as translation initiation factor eIF1. Gene Ontology annotation, cellular component: eukaryotic 43S preinitiation complex. The record is from RefSeq and is a predicted model, not a curated record. The coding region runs from base 1 to 330 and encodes 109 amino acids. The transcript has a single exon. NCBI's taxonomy places the organism in Eukaryota, Fungi, Ascomycota, Pichiomycetes, Serinales, Debaryomycetaceae. Gene Ontology annotation, biological process: translational initiation. Gene Ontology annotation, molecular function: RNA binding; translation initiation factor activity; ribosomal small subunit binding.
AUGUCAACUAUCCAAAACUUAACCGCAUUUGAUCCAUUCGCCGACACUGGUGAUUCAGAAGCUCAACCAACUAACUAUAUCCAUAUUCGUAUUCAACAACGUAACGGUAGAAAGACUUUAACUACUGUCCAAGGUGUUCCAAAUGAAUAUGAUUUAAAGAAAAUAUUAAAAGUUUUAAAGAAAGAUUUUGCCUGUAAUGGUAAUAUUGUUAAGGAUGAUGAAUUAGGUGAAGUUAUUCAAUUACAAGGGGAUCAAAGAGUUAAAGUUAGUGAAUUCUUAACUACUCAAUUACAAUUACCAAAAAAGAACAUCAAGAUCCAUGGUUUCUAA